AUGCCGGUGACGGUGACCCGCACCACCAUCACGACCACGUCGUCGUCCUCGGGCCUGGGCUUCCCGACCACCGUGGGGUCCGCUCGGGCACUGACCCAGCCCCUGGGCCUCCUCCGCCUGCUGCAGCUGAUCUCCACCUGUGUGGCCUUCUCGCUGGUGGCCAGUGUUGGCGCUUGGACGGGCGCCAUGGGUAACUGGUCCAUGUUUACCUGGUGCUUCUGCUUCGCCGUGACCCUCAUCAUCCUCAUCGUUGAGUUAGGCGGGCUCCAGGCCCGCUUCCCCCUGUCCUGGCGCAACUUUCCCAUCACCUACGCCUGCUACGCCGCCCUCUUCUGCCUCUCGGCCUCCAUCAUCUACCCUACCACAUACGUCCAGUUCUUGUCUCACGGCCGCUCCCGGGACCAUGCCAUUGCUGCCACCACCUUCUCCUGCAUCGCUUGCCUGGCUUAUGCCACCGAAGUGGCCUGGACCCGGGCACGGCCCGGCGAGAUCACUGGCUACAUGGCCACUGUGCCAGGCCUGCUCAAGGUGCUGGAGACCUUCGUGGCCUGCGUCAUCUUCGCCUUCAUCAGCAACCCCUACCUGUACCAGCACCAGCCGGCCCUAGAGUGGUGCGUGGCCGUGUACUCCAUCUGCUUCACCCUGCUGAACCUGGGCGACUGCACCAACAUGCUGCCCAUCCCCUUCCCCAGUUUCCUGUCCGGGCUGGCCCUGCUCUCCGUCCUCUUCUAUGCCACGGCUCUGGUCAUCUGGCCGCUCUACCAGUUCGACGAGAAGUACCACGGCCAGCCCUGGCGGUCCAUGGAUGUGAGCUGCAGCAACAGGCACACCUACUACGUGUGCUCCUGGGACCGCCGACUGGCUGUGGCCAUCUUGACAGCCAUCAACCUGCUGGCUUACGUGGCCGACCUGGUGUACUCGGCCCGCCUGGUUUUCGUCAGGGUCUGAGGCUCUGCCCUGGAGGGGCUACCGAUUCCCUC
Messenger RNA from Lipotes vexillifer (Yangtze River dolphin), 980 nucleotides. It is a transcript of the gene MYADM, whose product is annotated as myeloid associated differentiation marker. The record is from RefSeq and is a predicted model, not a curated record. NCBI's taxonomy places the organism in Eukaryota, Metazoa, Chordata, Mammalia, Artiodactyla, Lipotidae. Gene Ontology annotation, cellular component: plasma membrane; cell-cell junction.